CGUACUUUGAUACGAAUGAAGUCAAAUUAUCUUUAUCAUGGUCCGAAAAGUCAACAAUCAGGGCUCAAGAAGGUAAGGCCGAAGUUUCGAAGGUUGUUACAAAUAUGCGCCACGGUUAAAUACAGAAGUAAAGCUAAGCGAAUAAUUAAAAGAACAGCAAAUGGUCAGUUAGUUAUAAC
Molecule: messenger RNA, 179 nt
Organism: Amoebophrya sp. A25
Lineage: Eukaryota; Dinophyceae; Syndiniales; Amoebophryaceae
Source: the annotation of a GenBank genome assembly